Molecule: messenger RNA, 3055 nt
Organism: Pararge aegeria (speckled wood butterfly)
Lineage: Eukaryota; Metazoa; Arthropoda; Insecta; Lepidoptera; Nymphalidae
Product: putative nuclease HARBI1
Exons: 6
Coding region: 79-1473 (464 amino acids)
Source: RefSeq, a predicted model, not a curated record
UUGUCAACGUAAGCUGCGUUUAGUUUUGUUGUGAAUAAUUUUAGAAUUGUAAAAUAAAUAUAGAAAAACCAGAUAGAAAUGGCUGAUAAACCGCCAGAUGACAGCUACAUAUCCGUAGUUGACGAAGAGCCGGUGUUCUUCGAGUUGCUCAAGUGGGAUUCGACACAAUCGCAAAAACAACCGGAGCCUCGCAGUUUGGAAAAAGCAAAAAGUCCUGAGAAAACCGUGCCGAAGACAAGGGACGAAUCAGAUCCGUUUGAUUUGAGUGAUGCCGCGUUCAUAGAAACAUAUCGGAUUUCAAAAGAUAUGGCGCGAAACCUGUGUGAGGAGUUGAAGCCGGUUAUGCCGGAUACAACAAAGUCUAUUGAGUUUUCUGUCGAGAGCAAAGUACUAGCUGCUCUCUCGUUCUACGCAACAGGCAAAUAUCAAAAAUCUAUAGGAGGGAAGACUGAUCCAAAUAUCACUCAGUACUUUGUGUCAACGGCAGUGAUGCAGGUCACGGAGGCUAUGAACAGUCCAACUAUUGUGAAGAAAUACAUACACUUCCCUCAUUUGCGGAAUGAAAGAGAAAUUAUUAAGAAUGGGUUCUACAUGAAAUACGGGAUACCUAACGUGGUAGGUUGUGUGGACUGCAUGCAUGUUCCUAUCGCAAGACCGGAUGACGACCAGAAGAAGCAUUUCAAUAAGUCAUAUCACUCCAAAAAAGCGCAAAUUAUCUGUGACAGUAACAUGAACAUCCUGAGUGUAGACGCAAAACCCGGUGGCUCUCUAUCGCACGACGCUAUCCUCAACAAACACGCUGUGAAGAUUGACCUUGAGAGUCUCAACUACUCGCGGGAACUCUGCUGGCUUAUUGGCGGCCCCCACUACUUCCAGCGGCCGUACAUAAUGACACCAGUGCCGAAAAUCACAAAGAAGUCCCCCCUGUCACCCGAGAAGUACUACACCAACAUGCAGUCGCAAACGCACAGCGUCGUCAAGGAGGCGAUAAAACAGCUGAAAUCCAGGUGGAAGUGCCUGCAGGCGACUUGCAACAAGCAGUUCGACCCGCCCACCGUGGCCAUGAUGAUAGUGGCGUGCUGCGUGCUGCACAACCUGUGCACCGCGCACGGCUUGCCCGCCGUGCCCAUGGGCGCCACCGAGGAACGCCUCGAGGCCAUGAAGCAGCGCGUGGCCAACGCGCCCGCGCCGCGCAAGUACCACGAGGACGCCGGCGGCCUGCAGGCGCGGACCACCCUCAUCGAGCGGCUGUGGAACGAGCGCAGGGUGGCCCCAGAAUCGAAUCCCAAGAAACGAAUGGCCAAAAAAGACAGGUUACCAGAGCCCGUUCAGCAACAACAGCAUCUGCACACAAUGCAGCCCCAACAUCAGAGUAUGCACGAAGACCCCAAGCGGCCGAGGAUACUGAUGAACAACCCCUACGGGCUAGGGGUCGCGGUGCCGCCACCCUGGCCGCAUUACCCCCAGCAUUAGUGUUACAGCCUUCCAGAAAUAACCCCAUUAAGAUACCAUUCAUAAGUGAAACUUCGUUAAUUAUUUUUGGUUAGUGUACGCAAUAAGGGUCUACCCUCGAAUACGACCAAAGCCGCGCUUCGGCGGCAUCUAUAGCUACGUUUGAUCUGACACAUUAAACAUGUAGCUGAUGUAGCCAUUAUAAAACGAUAAAGAAAUCUCUCCUUACACUAAGCAAAAUUUAGCCUAGAUAGUAGUAGAUGGGGUUAAGGUGUGAACCUGUGCAUAAGUAACAUUUUUAAAAUUCCUAGGAACGUUACCUCGGUGCUUUCCCAGGAUAAAUAGUAUUUUGUCCAUUUCCAGAAUCUCAGCUAUAUAUGCGCUAAUUUUAUCAUAAUCGUUGCAGUGGGUAAGCCGAAUGGAGGUAACAGAAAUACUUUUGCAUGUUUAAUUUUGCCUUAGAUAGGUUAGUGUGAAAAAUAACAGAUUGCCAACCGAUUGAUUUGCAAUUUACACUGCCAUUAAAAACUCGAUGUCGAAGAAUAAACGUAAAUUUGUGUCGAGCGUUUCUUUAUCGCUGUCGUUUGAGUUAGUCGGGGUUUCCCCGCAAGUGAUAAUAAUGCGAAAAAAGUAACUGAUCGCAUUAAGGGGAUUCCCCGUAGGUGCGGUGUCAACAAACUCACUAUUUGAUAUCCAUUGACGUUUUACAAUCGAAAUUUAACAAGUUAUUCUUAUACCUAUCGACAAAUCAAUAUGCCCCUAAUUUAUUUUUAAGAUCUGUAAAUAUAAUGUAAGAGAAAACUAUAUAAUAAGAAACUAGGCUUAAGUAUUUUAUGAGUACAUACAUAGAUAUAGAAACAAUACUUAGAUAUGCGUUACUUCAAUUAUUUCACGUCUGACUUGAGUGAGUUCACUCAAGUCAGACGUAAAAUAACCCAUUUGAGAAAAAUGCGCGCCCAAACUUACGAUGUCUAACGAAUAAGUUAAGGAUACAAUAUUACACGGAUCAUAAUAUGGCAGACUUUAAUCAAAAAUCUCUGAAAUCAAGUAAAAUUUUAUUUUUGUCAUCAAACUGAGUCCAAACAGAUAUAUUAAGACUCACGGAUGUAUAAGAGCGCGUUCUAGGAGCGAUCAACUGUCGAUGAAUAUAUAAAACAGUGACAUUGUUUUCAGUGUCAGAAUAUAUAUCUACUUUUAUUUAUAGAUCGGAAAUGCCGCUAACUGAAUGAUACAAAUUAUUAUGAGUAGUGGAGAAAUUAAUAAUAUUAUUAAAUAGAUAUUAGGUUACUUUUUUUUACAAUAUUUUUAUGAACAAUGAAUCUCUGAAAAGCAAACAAAUGCGUCCAGCCUGCGUCCAUAGUGACGUUACAAUUUGUGUCGUGCGUGCGAACAAUAGCAAACCUCGUUGAAAUAUGCGCCUAUUGUGAUUGGUCAGGAGGCAGAGAACCGAACGCAGGAUGCCACCCUGGACACAGGUUGAACGCCUUGGUUUGGCAUUUACUGAUAAAAUCAUUAUUUUUUUACAUUUGCGACUGCAAAAUGACUGUAAAUGAAUCUAAAAGCAAUGUGUUAUUAUACUUUUUGAUAUACAAAGUUCCUUUUU